This is a messenger RNA of Scatophagus argus, 1915 nucleotides long. RefSeq names its product trace amine-associated receptor 1-like. The transcript is spliced from 2 exons. Gene Ontology annotation, biological process: adenylate cyclase-activating adrenergic receptor signaling pathway. Bases 365 to 1354 code for a protein of 329 amino acids. Gene Ontology annotation, cellular component: membrane. NCBI's taxonomy places the organism in Eukaryota, Metazoa, Chordata, Actinopteri, Scatophagidae. Gene Ontology annotation, molecular function: G protein-coupled receptor activity. The record is from RefSeq and is a predicted model, not a curated record.
GCGCGGUACACUACAAUAACAAAAAUUGGUUGUACUAUUUUCCAGGUUGGGUGUGAAGGACUAAGAAUGAGGCUUUCGAAUGAAUGGUAGUUGACUUUAGAAAAGCCUCUGAGUUACCAGUUCAUUUGCUUUAUAAUCCACACCUACAGUCAUGAAGGUGAAAAGUGAUUUCAAAAGAGGUUUUCAUGAUGAUGAUUAUGUAAUUGCUAUGGCAGGUUAAACACAGGCAUGCGCACAUGCAGGAAGUCAUCAUAAUGACGUAUAACAAACGCUCCUCCCAUGAUAUGCUAAUGAGCACAGGAUAAUAACUCUAAUCUGAGUUUUCUGCUUAGUGGCACAGAGAUCAAGAGCUCCUGUCAAACAGAUGCACGAACCAAACAGGUCUGAUGUUGUUUUUGAGGGAAAACAUCUCUGUAACGAAUCAGCAAAUUUAUCUGACAUGAGAGCAGUCACCACCACGUAUUUACUGUGUGUUUUUGUUGGCUCUUUAUCAGUUCUUAUCAUGUGUGGAAAUCUUCUGCUAAUAACCUCCAUUGUUUACUUCAAACAGCUUCAUACUCCGACAAACUAUCUCAUCCUCUCUCUCGCUGUAGCUGACUUGCUUGUUGGUGUUUUCAUUUUGCCAUUUAGCACAAUACUAUCUGUAAGCUCUUGUUUUUAUCUUCAAGAUGUACUUUGUAAGUUACGAGGCAGUUUUGAUAUAUUUCUGUGCACAUCUUCUAUUUUGAACUUGUGCUUUAUUUCUGUUGACAGAUACUAUGCUGUGUGUCAGCCCCUGAGGUACAAAGCUAAGAUAAAUGUCCGUGUUAUUAUGAUCAUGAUCCUGGUGAGCUGGACUGUUCCUGCUCUAAAUGGAAUUAGUGUCACAGUUUUGGGAGUGAACCAGAAACAAUAUAACGGGAGGUGCGUUUUAUUUCAAAAUACAAAUUCAGCAAUUCCGGGAACUGUUUUUGCAUUUUACCUCCCAGCUCUCAUCAUGUUCACAAUUUACCUAAAGAUUUUCAUGGUGGCACAGAGACAGGCACGCAGCAUCCAGAACAGAACCUGUCAGGGCACAAAGUCUGGAGCAACUGUCAGUAAGAUGGAGAGAAAGGCCACCAAAACUCUGGCUAUUGUCAUGGGAAUUUUUCUCAUCUGUUGGACUCCUUUCUUUCUUUGCAUCACCUUUAACCCUUUGAGUAAUGGUGCAAUACCACUUCCUUUGAUUGAAAUGUUCAAGUGGCUUGGAUGGUCAAAUUCAAUGCUCAACCCAUUUGUCUAUGCUUUCUUUUACAGCUGGUUUCGAUUAGCUCUCAGGAUGAUACUCUCUGGGAAAAUAUUUCAAGGUGAUUUUACAAAUUCUAAGCUCUUUUGACUCUUCAUUUUAAGUGCUGACAUAUCACUAAUAAUGAAGCUUAUCGAGAAACACAAUCUCAUUUCCACUGUUCAUGAUAACAUAAUCACAUAAACAUUUCAGUGUACUAUGCAUAUAGUAUCUUUAUAUACAGCCCAAAGCACACAGCCCCUUCAAUAGAGUGUAUUCUGUGUCUUGAUGUCUGUUGAUAAAUGCAGAGCCAUAUAUCUCACCGUGUGUCUCAUGGUGUUCGUAUUCAGUUGUUACAAUUGACUGAACCCACCAUGUCUUUCAUAUCAUGGGAUAUCCUCUUGGACUGAUUGUAUAAAAUCGGCUAAAGUAAAAAGUGAUGGAUAACUUCUGUCUCUGUCUAUCCCUAUCAACCUGUUCAGAACAAAAUUAUGGAUGAAUACUUCAUCAUCUUUAUUUGUACAAACAUUAUGGUUGGAUACGUCAUCAUAUUUAAUUGUACCAGCAUUUUUGUGCAAGUAAAUAAGUUCUCAUUCUGUUUCAGCUCUAAUAUUUGAUUAUAAAUGCCUUUUUUUAACAAAGUAAUUGUAGACAGAAGAAAAGUACAAGCUG